Molecule: messenger RNA, 1773 nt
Organism: Papilio polytes (common Mormon)
Lineage: Eukaryota; Metazoa; Arthropoda; Insecta; Lepidoptera; Papilionidae
Product: trafficking protein particle complex subunit 13
Exons: 1
Coding region: 320-1525 (401 amino acids)
Cellular component (GO): TRAPPIII protein complex
Source: RefSeq, a predicted model, not a curated record
UAUAAUUUGCUUUACAAUAGUUGGUGAUGAACACCUCGACUAUCGGCAGUUUUUAAGUAUUUUUAUGUUGCUUUGAACAGCAAGAAAAUAAUUUUUGACAGAUGUUAUGUGUCAAUGUGUGAAAGUGACAACUAAACCUUAAACUGAAAACUAAAUUGGAUGGAAUUUGUAAAGGAUUUUUACAAUUUGUUACCCUAUUUUCGAAAUAGGUAUGGGCGUUUCUUCUGUACAUUUGCUUAAUGGGCCAUAAUUAUGCAAGUCGCGUGUGAUUGAAGAGUGUUAAUGCUUAUCAUCUGGUUUAUUAAAAGAACGUGUAAAAAUGGAUACAAAAGAAGUCGUCGACCACUUAGUGGCUCUAAAAGUCAUGAGACUUACUAAACCUGCACUGAUAAGUCCUAAAAUAGUAACAUGUGAUUUCAAAGAUUUGCCAGGGAAUAUUUUGAAUAACUUUUUGAAAGAUGAUGCGACAUCAGUGGUGCAGAUGGAAACUUUAGCAGCAGGUCAAUUUCUCUUAUUACCACAAAGUUUUGGUAACAUUUAUCUCGGAGAAACAUUUUCAUGUUAUGUUUGUGUACACAAUGAGACUUCACAAGCUGUGCAGAGUGUGUCUAUAAAAGCUGAUUUACAAACAAGCUCACAGCGAAUUCCUCUAUCAACACAAAAUCAAUCUCCAGUGAUGUUGGAUGUUGAUGAAACAUUAGGUGAUGUUAUACAUCAUGAAGUUAAAGAUUUGGGCACACAUAUUUUAGUAUGUGAGGUAACAUACAUGUCAAAUUACAAUACACUAGCUUCAUUCAGAAAAUUCUUUAAAUUCGAAGUUAUGAAGCCGUUGGAUGUGAAAACGAAAUUUUACAAUGCUGAAUCAGAUGAUGUCUUCUUAGAAACUCAAAUACAGAAUAUCACUUCAGGUCCAAUAACACUUGAACAAGUAUCUCUUGAAAGCUCUCAACAUUUUUCAGUCCAAUCACUGAAUGAAGUGGAUAAAGAUUUGUCAGUUUUUGGAUAUGUUACUUUAUUACAACCCCAAGAAAGCUGUCAAUAUUUGUAUCGUUUAACACCAAAGGAAACAAUUUCAAGUGAAACUAAACUUAUAAUAGCUCCAAAGAAUAUAGGAAAGCUAGAUAUUGUCUGGAGAUCCAACUUGGGAGAGAAAGGGAGACUGCAAACCAGUCAAUUACAAAGAAUAACACCUGACUAUGGUGAUAUUAGGCUACUGUAUGAGGAUUUACCCAGUAAAGUGUCUGUUAAUGAGCCAUUUGAUUUUAAAUGUAAAAUAGUUAAUGCUAGUGAGAGAACAUUGGAUUUAAUAUUGAAAUUACGUUCUCUACAAGAUUCUAGUCUUUUAUGGUGUGGGAUAUCUAACAGGAAGUUAGGUCCCUUAGAACCAGGUGGUGUUAAAUACAUUGAUUUAACAGCAUUACCAAUAAGUACAGGCCUGCAUGUUAUUACUGGAGUAUCACUAGUGGAUUUAUUCUUAAAAAGAACAUAUGAUUAUGAUGACCUGGCAUCAGUUUUUGUGUUUUGAGUUCUAGAAUAUAAGUGAUUUAAUAAAAUUUUAAACUAAAAAUAUGGUAAUAAUGAGGAUUCAAUGAGACAUAUACAUUAUAAAUAUAGAAAAAUAAACUUCAUGAGGUUUAGAAUUAUUUUAAAAAUUACGCUUUUGUAGAUCAUUGCUAAAGAUACACCUUUAUUAUAAUGUCUAAGUAGAUUCAUUACAACCAGAAUAUACCCCAACAUAAAAUAUUUUCUGUUUUGUAUAUUAGUAUAGGUUUU